AAGAGAUUGUCUGAUCCUCAUCAUGAAAAUAAAAUAAAUUGAGUUGGUUUUGUGCUGUUAAGCCAUUCCUUGCUCUACCUUGAGGAAACUCACUUUUCUUUUAAAUUCAUAAUAAAACAUGAGGGAAAAACACAAUAAACAAUUUAACUUCACAAAUUAUGCUUCUGCUUUAAUUUCAUUUGCAUAUGUUUCCCUACCUUUUAUGGUUGUACAGAAAAUGUUCUGAUUUGCUUUGUUAUUUAUUAGUUUUUGUUUUUAAUAUCUUAAAUAAUCUUGUACUAGUAAACUUUUAGGCUUUAAAUAAUAACUUGCUUCGAAAGAAAAAUUGAAGACAAUAGUUAUCCUAGUGCAUGGAAAAUUAGAAAUGAUGAUGGCAAGUGAGUUACAUGGAAUUCCUAAGUUUUUAAGUUCAAAGAAGUCAUCCUUCGACCGUGACAGGAAUCAUCUGUCUUCCUCAUUCUCUGGUAUCAAGUUGAACUUGCAGUAUUCGAAGAAUGCAGCAUCUGAUUUUCCCUAUGGAAAAUUCUCGACUGUUAUUCAGAGAAACACAAGUAAAAGAUUUUUGGUUACUGCUACUCUUGCUGAUGUUGCAAAUGAUUUUAUGGCCUUACAAUCGCCAAUUUUUGCUGGACAAGAAGCCAAUCCAAAGACCGUUGCAUCGAUCAUUUUAGGUGGUGGAGCUGGAACUCGUCUAUUCCCCCUUACUCAAAAUAGGGCUAAACCGGCUGUGCCAUUCGGGGGAUGUUAUAGGCUGGUGGACAUACCAAUGAGUAAUUGUAUUAAUAGCGGAAUUAAUAAAAUUUACGUCCUUACACAAUUCAAUUCUCAGUCCCUCAACCGCCACAUUGCUCGAACAUAUCAUUUGGGAGGUGGCGUUAACUGUGGUGGUAGUUUUAUUGAGGUAUUGGCAGCAACUCAAACACUCGGCGAAUCAGGAAAUAAGUGGUUUCAGGGCACUGCCGAUGCUGUAAGACAAUUUCUUUGGUUGUUUGAGGAUGCUGAGCAUAAAAACAUAGAGAACAUUCUGAUAUUGUGUGGCGAUCAGCUCUAUCGAAUGGAUUACAUGGAACUUUUGAAGAAGCACAUUAAUUCAUGUGCUGAUGUAUCUGUGUCGUGUCUACCAGUAGAUGGCAGUCGUGCCUCUGAUUUUGGAUUAGUGAAGGUUGAUGAAAGAGGACGGAUACGCCAGUUCAUGGAAAAACCAAAGGGAGAUUUAUUAAGAUCUAUGCAUGUAGAUACGAGUAUUUUUGGAUUAUCAGCUCAUGAAGCAAGGAAAUUUCCGUAUAUUGCAUCAAUGGGUAUAUAUGUGUUUAAAUUAGAAGUUCUUCGCAAACUUCUCAGGAGCUGUUAUCCUAAUGCAAAUGAUUUUGGAUCUGAGGUCAUUCCAAUGGCUGCAAAAGAUUUUAAAGUCCAGGCAUGUCUUUUCAGUGGUUAUUGGGAAGAUAUUGGGACUAUAAAAUCUUUCUUUGAUGCAAACUUGGCUCUUAUGGACAAGCCGCCAAAGUUUCAGUUAUAUGAUCAGUCAAAGCCAAUUUUUACAUGUCCUCGGUUCCUACCUCCAACUAAAAUGGAGAAGUGUCAGGUGAUUAAUUCUUUGAUUUCAGAUGGUUGCUUUUUAAGAGAGUGCAUGGUUGAAAAAUCCAUUGUAGGAAUUCGCUCGAGACUUGACUCUGGAGUGCAGCUAAAGGAUACCAUGAUGAUGGGCGCUGACUAUUACCAAACAGAGUCUGAAAUUGCGUCUCUUUUAGCAGCGAGAGACGUUCCUAUAGGCAUAGGCAAGAAUACAAAAAUUAUGAAUUGUAUAAUUGACAAAAAUGCAAGAAUUGGAAACAAUGUAAUAAUUGCAAACAAAGAAAAUGUGCAGGAGGCUGACAGACCAUCUGAGGGGUUUUAUAUUCGAUCAGGGAUCACGGUAGUGUUAAAAAACUCGGUAAUAAACAAUGGCACAAUCAUUUAAUUCGACGAUGAAUGAUUAUCAAUAGCAGAUGGGAAAACAUAACAAAAAAGACACAAAUGGAGGGUAUAUACUAUAUACCAGCUUCAAACAUUUGCUAUAAACAAAUGUUCCCUGAAAUAAGGGCUCAGGCAUCAAAUUUUGAAUCUUCAAUCAGGGAAAUCAAUAAAAGGACACAUUCAUUUGUCAGAACAAUUUUUGUUGGCUCAUUCAACAGAAGCGAUCUACACAACAUUUGUCGCAGCAAUAAAAUUCGUUAAAUCUUUGUUUUUAUCGCUGUUAUUAUAAGCCAAAAUGGUCAAUAAUUUGGUGACAUUAUUUGUCUAACUGAAUGUUACAUUUCAAAUAAGAGAAAUAUAAUUUAA
Messenger RNA from Trifolium pratense (red clover), 2319 nucleotides. RefSeq names its product glucose-1-phosphate adenylyltransferase large subunit 1-like. Lineage: Eukaryota; Viridiplantae; Streptophyta; Magnoliopsida; Fabales; Fabaceae. The transcript has 15 exons. Gene Ontology annotation, biological process: glycogen biosynthetic process. Gene Ontology annotation, molecular function: glucose-1-phosphate adenylyltransferase activity. The coding region runs from base 365 to 1957 and encodes 530 amino acids. The record is from RefSeq and is a predicted model, not a curated record.